AGGGGGUCCGGUUUUGGUCGGUCCGGAGGGGAUGGACAUCUUUCUGACCUCAUUUGGACUGAUGCUCAUGUGUGUUCAAUGCUCAGCUCAGAGACUCUCUCUGACCGGGAAAAAUGUCUGCCUCAGUGUCAGGGAUUCUUCUCCCAUAUGUUGUUCUGGAUGGGGCCAGAACGGUGAUGAAUGCACUGUCCCCCUCUGUGAGGGAGAAAGGGCCUGUCUGCAGGAUGAAGUGUGUGUUUACCCUGGACUUUGUCGAUGUAAACCUGGAUUUUACGGUUAUCAGUGCAAAACCCCUUGUCCUCCUGAAUUUUGGGGGCCAGAUUGUCGAGAGCUCUGUCCCUGUCACCCUCAUGGGCACUGUGACCCAGUCACUGGUAAGUGCUCGUGCCUACCUAACCGCUGGGGCAACCUGUGCCAAAAUGGCUGCAAAUGUGGACGUCAUGGGAAAUGUGACCCUGUCUACGGCAACUGCACCUGCGAGGAGGGCUGGUGGACAUCCACUUGCUCCAAAGCCUGUCAGUGUCAACUUAGCAAAUCCACUUGUGACCAAGCCACGGGACGCUGCCUGUGUAACAAAGGCUAUUGGGGCCAGAAGUGCAGACUGACAUGCAGCUGCUUUCAGUCCCCUUGCCAGCAGCACACAGGGGCCUGUCAGUGCCAGCAUGGCCGGUGGGGUCUAACUUGUGACCGCCAUUGCAUUUGUAAUCUAAGCAACUCCGACUGUGACCUGCAAACUGGCAACUGUCUCUGCUACCCGGGUUACAAAGAGCCUUUCUGCAAUGAGCCUUGCGACAGUGGAAAGUAUGGCAGAGGCUGUAAGAAGAGUUGUGGACACUGUGAAGGAGGCAGGUCUUGCUCUAAACAGGACGGCCUGUGUGAUGCCUGUGCACCAGGUUGGAAUGGCACCCGCUGCGAUCAGCCUUGUCCUGCAGGUUAUUAUGGCCAUCGCUGCCGAAAGGUUUGUCCGCAUUGCAGAAACAUGGACCCAUGUGACCCGGAAACUGGCGCGUGCUUACACUGUGAUCCUGGUUGGACUGGACCGAGAUGUGACAAACCCUGCACAGACGGUACAUACGGAGAUGGCUGUCGCUUCCUGUGUAAAACCUGCCAUCAUGGCCACUGUGACCAUGUGACAGGAAGUUGCAUUUGUCUUCCUGGCUUUCAGGGUGAGAGCUGUAACAGUACAUGUCCCCCUAACCUGUAUGGCAUCAACUGCUCCUCCACAUGUGACUGUGGGAAUCAUGCCUGCCAUCCAGCCACAGGGGCUUGUCCAAACAGUCUCUUAGCAGGGCUUUUGAUUCCCUUGUGCAUUUUAAUACUCGCCUUGCUGUUCUGCUGCUGCUGUUGUGGGCGGCCCGUUGAAGGGAAGGAAGGAGUGGCGGUUGGAGAUGGCAGCCCUGCGGUCCGCAUGAAGCAUCAUGUUUAUACUGUGUUGGCCAACAUGGGUUCAGCAAUGCCGUGCAUUAGUCUCUGGUCAUCUGGUUUGCCAAGGGUUACAGUCUCUCAUCAUGACCCUGAGCUCACAUUUAACCACAGCUUCAUUGAGCAGCCAUCGUCCGGCUGGGUGACUGAUUCAUUUGAAACUGAUGAUGAAGGAGAGGUCAUCUACUGUGAACCACCCCGGGAAGAUGUUCUUACUGUGGCCGGUGGAGAGCUUCAGGAGCUGAACUCUAAGUGUAACUUCUUCCUUGACCCAUCAACCUUCAGCAGUGAGGACAUGUCACAAGAAUUUGGUAUCCCUCGUACCUCCAGCAUUGCCAAAUCCAAACGUCCUUCAGUCUCUUUUGCAGAGGGCACAAAGUUCAGUCCUAAAGAGCGCCGUGGCUCCACUCAAGAUCUACCAGGAACUAGUCGGAAACCCAAGACCUGGGGUGUGCUGAUGAUCUCUGCCCUGCAAGGAGGACAGGGAAACCACAGUGAAACAGAAACAGAAAAAGAAGAGAAAAACAACGAGGAGACCAUCUCCUCUGAGGAGCAAACAGCUGCAUCUGAAACAACACAAACUGACUCAGAAAGAUAUAGUUCUGGCCAGCUAAGGACUCACCUUACUGUGCCCAGUGGGAGACGACGUACACUUUCCAAUACCAGGAAAAAUGCUCAGCCAUCUGAUAGUGGCCAGGAUGCAGAUUCAGACAGAUUAACAACCAUAUAUGUGACUUUGGGUAAGACCCAAAAGAUGGCCAAGCAAGAGCCCCCCUCAGAAGGGCCCGUUCAGGCGAUGCUGCGCAGACUGGGUAGCUUACAGAGACAAAGAGAAGAGGCCACCCAGCCCAAAGGAAGGGGGCAGGCAAUCGCCAAGCCACCGCGGAGGAAACUGGGAGCGCGGGCCAGUGCAUGGGAGCAAGCUAGUGGGUCAAACCAGUCAGAGGUGGUCAUGAGGAAACCUAGUCGCAGGAAGCACAACUCCCUCAGCUCUCCCUGCACAGUGGGGGCAACAGACUUUCCUCAGGAGAACAGCACCCCCAAGAGGCCAUUGUCCUCCAUUUUAAAAAGUGUUCCAGAAAGCAAUACACUCCAUAAUUUGGAGGUGGAGCAAGACGCUGAAGAAGUUUGUGAGACAGACAGUCUGACAGAGCACACGUAUGAGACUGUGGCUCCGUCUGAUGGGGUCUCCACAUCUUCAGAGAUUAUUAUUAAUGAGACAGUUGUGGACCAAGCAGAAAAUGAGCCAAAUUAUGAGAAUGUUUAUGUAAAGCAUUCAUAAUAUUCCUGAAUCUUAAAGUUAAUGAUUUAAAGGGCAAUAAAAAAAGUUUUUAAGAACUGUAUGCAAGUUUUGCAUAAACUGCAUAAACAUACCUUUGUAUAAAAAUUUCUUUGUUUGUAUAUUCCCUAUUAUAAUUUCUAUUAAAACAUUACUUAGUUUAAAGAAAUUAGCUUAUUUUUAAAUACACUUUUUUAUUUUUAUUUUUUAAGUAUUUUAUCAAGAUGAUGUCCUCAUAACCAAUUGAGUAACUGUAUCUAGCUAUACUGACAUUCAAAAGUUUGGGGUCAGUAGGAUUUUCUUUUCUUUUUAAAAUUAGUAAGUUUAUUCAACAAGGACUAAUUUGAGCAUAAGUAAUAGUAAACUUUUACAUUGCUAAAAAAUAUAUAUAUUUUUAAAUUCAGCAUAUUAGAAUGAUUUCUGAAGGAUCAUGUGACACUGAAGACUUAAGUAAUAGCUGCUGAAAAUUCAGCUUUGCAUCACAAGCAUUUUUACUUUAUUUUGAUUAAAUAAAUGCAACCAUAGUGAGACUAAGAGACAUCUUUCAAGAACCUCAAACGUUCUUAGUCUUAAAUGUUACUACCUUUGAACAGUAGUGUAGAUCAAUCCUGAGCCAAGAUAUGAACCCUGCAGCAAUUAUGCAUGAAAUAACUUCCAUAAAAAUUUGGAAAAUAGAAUUGUCUUGAAGUAACCUGACAUACUUCCUGGUUCUCCUCAAAGAGCCUUUUCUCUUAGGGCUGUAUAAGAUUCUGUGUAAUUACAUGUCUUUACUUUUUCCUUUAUGCACCAUAAAUAAGGAUUAGUCUCCACAUGCAUCGCUAUUGCGAAGUUGUUCUUGGCAGCAUGACACUGAUUACUUAUAAUAUGGGGUGAUGUAGAUAAAUUCAAGUGCCUGAUAUUGGCAGUAAGCUCAGUGUUUUCUUUGGAAAGAGCAAGAAACCACAAUAAAUGGAUGAACUGUGCCAAAACACUGACUGGAAAUGUAAAUGGUAUUGAUAGUUGGCAGCAAAAAUGACAAGAAACACCCUUUUACCGUGAUGAAAAAGCUAAAACAGAAAGAGAUUUAUGUUAAUAUCUUUCAAAGGUAUAACCUAAUAAAAUGAUGUAUGCAUUACAAAAAAAAAAGAAAAACAUUGCUGUUUAUUCAAGGAUUGCAAAACCCCCACUAAAACUAUUGCAAAGCUCACAGGAACUUAAGGCUUCUGUAAGCAUCAGUACAAAAUGUUAUUCCUUAAUCUAAAUUCUCAAUGAAAAUCAAAGUACAAUUCUAUGAUAAUAUUCAUAUGUCUGUUUUUUUUUUUGAGAUGUUUGAGACUAAAAAUUGCAUGGUGUCCACUGAGCAUAAUUAAUCCACACAACAGUUAGUAAUAUAGAGUAGAUUAGUCUCCAGGGGAGGAUGACUUGUAGAACAUUAU
Molecule: messenger RNA, 4116 nt
Organism: Cyprinus carpio (common carp)
Lineage: Eukaryota; Metazoa; Chordata; Actinopteri; Cypriniformes; Cyprinidae
Gene: scarf1
Product: scavenger receptor class F, member 1
Molecular function (GO): scavenger receptor activity
Source: RefSeq, a predicted model, not a curated record